AUGUUUGAGGCGUCCUUAAAAUCGUUACCCUCGCUUGUCAAGAUCUUCUAUUCAGUGCUGUUGAAGAAGCCUUUUCCACAACCAGCUACCCAGCCCUCUCGAAGCAUCUUGUCACCCUUCUCCGAUCUCAGGACUCUUUUCCAGUCGCUCAGCACAGACGUGCGGGCUGAGGAUGGGCUCGAGGCCAAUCAACGGUAUACCGUGAUGGAGCAGCUGUUGUACGGCUCAGAUGACGACCAGCCACUGGAUCUGUCAGUGAAAAGAGACGUUGACACGCAGGGGCAUUUCAGUGACGCCGACUGCGGUGAUUGUCUCAGUGAGAGUUCCGACGAUGGACAUGAAGUCGGCGAAGAGAUCCCCGUGAGCGCCUUCUUUCGACCGUCUGAGCAGUCCUUCGCUCUAAUGGGUUCCAGCAUACGCCUGAGAAGUCGUCACACGCCAGUUCUGUGGCAGUUCCUCCUCAUGUGUCUCAACGACGAACAAUGCAAUCCUGCGCUGAUUGAAUGGGUUUCGAAGGAGAAUGCGGUGUUUCGGCUGACAAACGCGUCCAUCUUGGCGAAGUUGUGGGGCCAAGUGAAAGGCAGGACGAAGAUGAACGUUGAUCAUCUGAAGCGUUCGUUGAGGUCCUAUUAUGCGAAGAAUAUUUUGAGGCGAAUCGACGGACCACUCAACACGUACCAGUUUGUAAUAUAG
Molecule: messenger RNA, 693 nt
Organism: Mesocestoides corti
Lineage: Eukaryota; Metazoa; Platyhelminthes; Cestoda; Cyclophyllidea; Mesocestoididae
Source: the annotation of a GenBank genome assembly